AAAGUUAUAGAAAAUUAAAAUUUAUGACCGUGAAAAUUACUCCUGUUUUCGAAAAUAAAACUUCAAAAAUUAUCAAUGAUAUCGAUAUCUGUUUUAAUUAGUGUUCCUACGUAUCACAAAAUACAGUUUUACUGUUCUUUUAGUUCAUAAUAAUAACUCCAAUUUUGUUGUCAUCAAUUGAUAAAAUGAGUCAAUUGUUUUGUUUAACAUAUUAUUAACAUUAUUUUGUUUAGAAUUUUUAUUUUUCUCUCAGCUUUUGCUGAAUGAUUGCUAGUUAACCAUAAAAAAUGGACUAACAGUGGGGCUCUAGUUAAAAUGGCGAUUCUAUUACAUUUUGGAGUUCAUAAUAUUUGAAACAAUCUGUCUAUCCUUGCUUUAACACAUCCAAAGAAUGGGAACUGGUGACUUAGAAGUUCUGCUCUCCAAUGCUGAGGCUGUUCCUCCAGAUAAUACAGUUGACAAAUUAAAAGAUGAAGCUAGCAAAGAAUCUAAGAAACUUAAAAAGAAAAAACAUAAACACCAUGGCAAGCAUAAAAAACAUUCAUCAGAUAAGAAAGAAAAGAAACACAAGCACAAACACAAAAAAAAGGAGUCAAUGGAAAACGGGGAUGUUAAGAUCAAACAUAAAUCUUCCAAACACAAGGUUAUUACUAAAGAUAUCCAGAAGACUAAUGGUAAUUCUGUAUUGAAUGGAAGUAAACUAUCAGAUGAAAAGAAAGAUUCUUCAGAUUCUGAAUCUGAUAGUAAACCAAUCAAAGAUAUAGAUUCUGAUAGUGUUGAGGUUGGAAUAAUUGAGGAAGAAAUGAAUCUAGAAGAUUUAAUGAGACAAAAGGCUUUAUUACAAGCAAGGCUUGGAGCUUACAUGUCAGAUACUGAUUCCAGCACCAAGGAUGAUGGUACAAUUAUUAUUGAAAGUGGUGAUGAGAAGGAUUUCAAACAAACUAAAAAAAAAAAGGCCCAUAGUAGGAGUCCAAAUAAAGAUGCCAGGCUCCGUAAAGAUAGCCACGAUGAUAAACAUAAAGAAUCUAGACUUUCUAACUCUUUAAUUAAACAAAAAAGAAAAGAAGAAGAAAAAAGAAGAGAACAAAAAAGACGAGAAGAGGAAGAAAGGAGGCGGAAGGAAGAGGAAAGACGUAGAGAAGAAGCAAGGCGUAGAGAAGAAGAAUAUAGAAGGAGAGAAGAAGAGUUCAGAAGAAGAGAAGAGGAAAGAAGAAAAGAAGAACGACGAAAAGCAGAAAUAAAAAGACUUGAGGAAAGGCGCAGAGAGGAACAUCGUCAUGAGGAAUUUAGAAACAGAAGAAGUGAAUCAAGAGGUAGGAGAAGAGAUUCGUCUAGGAAUAGGCAUGAUGAUGGAAGAGGUAGGCAUGAUAGAAGAGAUUCGAGAGAAUUAAGAAGAGAUGAUGAUAGAAGUCGAAGACGGAGUAGAUCACCUCAAGGUCGAGAUCGAGAUAGGAGAAGAGAUGGUGAUAGAGAUAGGGAUCGUGACCGAAAAGAUUCUAGAAGGUCUAGAAGUAGAGAAAGGAAUCACCAAAGAUCUCAUAAAACCAGAGGUGUCAAAGAUAAGUACAAAGACAGUCUUUCAGAAGGUUUGGGUGAAUAUAAGUCUUCUUCUUCUGAUGAAGAGUUAUCAAACAUUAACAUAGUAGAAGAUGAAGAGGAUGAAGAACAAAUAAUUGAAAAACGAAGGAAACAAAGGGAAGAACUUUUAAAGAGAUUAGGAGCUGUUAGUGAGGACUCAAACAUGACCACGUCCCAUAUCAGCCCUGUACCUGAUACUGUUCCUGUUUCUGUUGAAACAAAUAGGAAAAGAAAAUCCAGGUUUGAAGUAGAGGCAAUAGAGCCCACACCGAGUAAAUUAUCUACACAACAGCAACCAUCUCAACAAGCACAACAGCAACCAAAUAAAUGGGACAUGUUCGCUGAAGCUGACACCCCUGUUGACAAGUAUAAUAGUCCAGGUGUGGUGGAGAAAGGUGGCAUUGGUGCUGAAAAUCCUUCUUUGACAGACAAUUGGGAUGAUGCAGAAGGUUAUUAUAGAGUUAGAAUUGGUGAAAUACUUGAUUCACGUUAUGUUGUAUAUGGUUAUACAGGUCAAGGAGUGUUCUCAAAUGUAGUUAGAGCCCGAGAUAAGGAUAACAAAGAUGUUGCUGUUAAAAUUAUUAGAAAUAACGAGAUUAUGCAUAAAACUGGUUUAAAGGAGCUUGAUGUUCUGAAACGAUUAAAUGAAGCUGAUCCUGAUGACAAAUUUCACUGUUUGAGGUUGUUUCGUCACUUCUUUCACAAGCAACAUUUGUGUUUAGUUUUUGAACCUUUAAGUAUGAACCUUCGAGAGGUUUUGAAGAAAUAUGGUAAAGAUGUUGGACUUCAUGUAAAAGCUGUCAGAUCCUACAGUCAACAAUUAUUUUUAGCACUGAAAUUACUUAAAAAAGUCAACAUUUUGCAUGCUGAUAUAAAACCAGACAAUAUUCUUGUAAAUGAGAGUAAAUUGGUAUUGAAGCUUUGUGAUUUUGGAUCUGCAUCACAUGUUGCCGAAAGUGAAAUAACACCUUAUUUAGUAAGCAGAUUCUAUCGUGCUCCCGAAAUCAUUCUUGGCAUGUCAUAUGACUUUGGUGUUGAUAUAUGGUCUGUUGGGUGUACUAUAUACGAACUCUAUACUGGCAAAAUAAUGUUUCCUGGAAAAUCAAAUAACCAGUUCCACCUAUUCUCUUACAUGUCUUUCCUGUAUAAAUUAUGACUGUCAUGGGGAAGCAUUAAAAAGCAAGAGCAAUAAUGGUGAUAUGGGUCAACAAAACCACUGUAAUAUAUGGCAAGGUGAGAAAAAUAGUGAGAAAUGAGGAUCACUUUUUGUGUAGGUCAACAAGAAUGCAAAUAUAAAUGUCUUCCUCCCUAUGGCGAUAAUAGUUAUUGUUGUAACUACGUGCAAAGGGUCAUUACAUACAUGAUAUCACUGAUUCUUAACAAAUUGAAGAGAAGAAUGGUUGGGGUUAUCAAUAAAAAAAAUUAGUAAAAAUAAUGAUUAUAUUUAUGUUGUUAUUUUUGCCGAUGUUUCGGCCCAAAGUUCAGGCCUUCAUCAGGGCUAAGAAAAAACCAGGUAACAAUAGGUAUGAGAAACUAUAAACAUUGAAUAAUAAAGAAUUAAAAUUAAAAAGAUGAAAGGUAUAGACUAAAAAAUGUAGUAAGAAUAAACUUAAAGUUAAAUAAAAUAGAUAGACUGAACACAAAAGUAAAAUAAAGUAGACAGAAUAAUAACAGUAACAUUGAACUAAGAUAUAAAUAAUAAUGGCAACAAAGUAGGGACUAAUGAAAUAAACAUAAUCAAAAUAACAUAACAUAAGUAUGUAAAUAAUAAUAUAUGGUAUAUAAACAAUAAAAAUAAUAUUAAUAAUAAUAUGACUGUGAUCUGAGCAUACUAUUUGUCAACAAAAUUUGAAACAGAGAAACAGGAUAUCUGAACCGUAUACAAAGAUACUGGCGUGAGUCCUUCCCGGAUAUUAAUAUAAGCAUGCAGAUACUGAGUGAUUAGGUAAGAGGAAUACUAGUGAGAAAUUUUCUUACUUGGAAUGACUUCCAACUACUUAAAGACGAAUUUCGUGCGUUAUUGGCCACUGAAAAUAAUGUUGAGCUCUCUGAUGGAGUGCUCAAUACAAGAAUAGAUUCAGACGCUGGUAUAGUCAGUGCAUCAGUCAGUAAUAAAGAUUCAGC
This is a messenger RNA of Nezara viridula (southern green stink bug), 3702 nucleotides long. Lineage: Eukaryota; Metazoa; Arthropoda; Insecta; Hemiptera; Pentatomidae. The record is from the annotation of a GenBank genome assembly.